AUGAUCUUCUACUCUGGUAGCAAUGACGACUGUUCUGGGCACAAGAUGGUCGGAGUCAUCAACCCGGCCAAGGGAAAGAACUUACGAUUGUGGGAUGACAGUACCUGGAACUUUACGGUGCAAGAUCAGGAAGACUCAAGGGACGAUGCAUCGCCAGGGACUCUCUACAGCCGCUCCUGUGGUGAUGGCGACUUUAUCCUCGGGGCUGGACAAGUCGUAGGAAUCGCCCUGGGAGGCGCCGCAGCUAUUCUCAUCGCGGGAUUACUGGGCUUCUUCUGUCAUCGGCACUCGCAGGCUAUCACGGGCUACAGCACCCCGAGGUUCCCCGUCGGAGACUGGGAUUCGAAGAGGAUGGAGCAACUCAUUGAGGAGGCAGAAGAAGCCCAAUGUCCCAAGGCAAUCCCACGAUACUCGCCAACUUCCUUCUAUCCCAACUCAACCCCCUGCAAGUGCCCUGGUGGCGAGGAAUAUGAGUCGCCGGGUGGCCAGUCACACGAUACACGAAGAUACGAGAAUGUGAGUCGCUCUAGCAUGUAUGAGCCACUGGCCGUUUGA
Molecule: messenger RNA, 555 nt
Organism: Clonostachys byssicola
Lineage: Eukaryota; Fungi; Ascomycota; Sordariomycetes; Hypocreales; Bionectriaceae
Source: the annotation of a GenBank genome assembly